Molecule: messenger RNA, 1610 nt
Organism: Cuculus canorus (common cuckoo)
Lineage: Eukaryota; Metazoa; Chordata; Aves; Cuculiformes; Cuculidae
Gene: SLC10A4
Product: solute carrier family 10 member 4
Exons: 3
Coding region: 121-1206 (361 amino acids)
Biological process (GO): bile acid and bile salt transport
Cellular component (GO): membrane
Molecular function (GO): bile acid:sodium symporter activity
Source: RefSeq, a predicted model, not a curated record
CCGCCCACGCCGGGGCGGGGGACGCGGGGCGCGGGCGGUGAUGCGCUCGGCGGCUCGGCUGGCGGCGCGGUGCCCCGGGGCUCGGCGGGGAGCCGGCGGCUCCCGGUGCCCGCGCGGCCCAUGGGCGGCUCCGAGCAGCCCCCGGCGGGGAGCGGCGGCCCCGAGGGCGGCGAGCUCGGGGACCGCUCGCUCAGCCGCGGUCUGAGCGUGCUGGUGGGGCUGGCGCUGUGCGUGACCAUGCUGGGGCUGGGCUGCGCCGUGCAGCUGGGGCAGCUGGGGCAGCAGCUGCGGCGGCCCGUGGGGCUGCUGCUGGCGCUGCUGGGGCAGUUCGUGGCCAUGCCGCUGCUGGCCUUCCUCCUCGCCCUCAUCUUCGCCCUGGACGAGGUGGCGGCCGUGGCCGUGCUGCUGUGCGGCUGCUGCCCCGGGGGCAACCUCUCCAACCUCAUGUCGGUGCUCGUCGACGGGGACAUGAACCUCAGCAUCAUCAUGACGGCGUCCUCCACGCUGCUGGCGCUGUUCCUGAUGCCCCUGUGCCUCUGGGUGUACAGCCGCCACUGGAUCAACACUGCGCUGGUGCAGCUGCUGCCCCUGGGGGCGGUGAGCCUGACCCUGGGCAGCACCCUGCUGCCCAUCGGCCUCGGGGUGCUCAUCCGCUACCGGCAUCCCCGCGCCGCAGACCUCCUGGUGAAGAUUUCCCUGUGGUCCCUCUUGGUGACUCUGGUGAUCCUGUUCAUCCUGACUGGGACCAUGCUGGGCCCAGAUCUAUUGGCACAUAUUCCUGCGUCUGUCUAUGCCAUCGCAGUGCUGAUGCCUCUGGCGGGGUACGCCUUGGGAUACGGCUUAGCCACAGUCUUUAAAAUGCCCCCGCACUGCAGGAGAACAGUGUCUUUGGAAACAGGGUGCCAAAACGUCCAGCUCUGCACCGCCAUCCUAAAACUCACCUUUCCUCCGGAUCUCAUAGGAAGCAUGUACAUGUUUCCCUUGCUUUACGCCCUUUUUCAGUCGGCAGAAGCAGGACUGUUUGUACUGGUAUACAAGAUGUAUGGGAGAGAUGGCUACAAACCAGAUACGCUCGGUGAAGAGGAAGACACAGAUAUUUCCUACAAGAAGCUGAAGGAAGAGGAGGUGGCCGAUACUUCAUACGGCACGGUGACCGCAGAGGAGCACAACUCCAUCCAGUUGGAGCCGACACAGACGGCACUGUGAGGGAGAUGAGGAGGUGACAGGCGGGGACGUGUGAUGUAUGUUGUGCUUGCAGCCAGGCUGGGGCCGUGCUCACGCUGCCCGGCCUCCAUCGUUUCUCCAGCCGCUCCCAUUGUACCAGGUGAUGUGUGUUUAGUACCGUGACCGCUGUAUUUCCUCAAAAACACUUAGGCAAAUAAAUAACAAAGGAAAAAAGUAUCACUGUGAUGCGAACAGCCAUACGUCUUGAGGCAAGGAGGCUCCUGCCCGCCCGAGCGCGGCAGGAACGCGUUGGAGGAAGGAGCCCGGCAGGGCUGCGGCCACAGGAUCCGCGCCGGGACGGGCGAACGCGUGUAUCCCCGUGCCUCCCACCCGCUGUACCAGUGUCGUGCUCGUUGUUCUCACCGCAAAUACAUGGCGAAGCUGAA